This is a messenger RNA of Gasterosteus aculeatus aculeatus (three-spined stickleback), 2874 nucleotides long. NCBI's taxonomy places the organism in Eukaryota, Metazoa, Chordata, Actinopteri, Perciformes, Gasterosteidae. The record is from RefSeq and is a predicted model, not a curated record.
UUAACUGACGCCACAGCGCCACUUUUGAGCGCUCCUUCACGUCGUCAACAAUAACAGAGGUUGUCAAACACAACCGAGACAACGCAGCAACUAACCACGCCGCCUGCAGUCAUAUGUGGAAGCCCCUAGGUCUAACAUGGUUCAGGAUAGUGUUCACAUUCGGCGGCGGGGCGCCCAGGACUUCAUGGCAUUCUAUGACCAGGCCUGUGCGAGACAGGAGUCGGUCCCUCUCCCGGCUGUUAAGAUGAACCUCGACAAAGGGAUGCUCGACUUUAAUGGAGACAGGGUCAAACUCACAGACUGGCCUCCCAUCCUCAGCUCCAUCUGCAUCAACAAGCACAUCCACCACAUUGCAAUAAGUAGCACACACCAAGCUAGUCUGUCAUUUGGAGACACAGUUUCAGAUAGAAGGUACUAUAAGUCUAGCUUCCGGAAGAGGAUCCCAGCCAUUCGCUCUAAGGACAUGACAUUUAAGUUGUGCAAGGCCCUGAGAGAGUGUCUGACUGUCUCUUCCAACCUCAAGACUCUGCAGCUCAAUGGACUUCCACUAAGGGAACGGGACCUCAUCACCUUAACAAAGGGUUUUUCAAAAAGUGUUUCCUUGGAAAACCUAUCUCUUGCUAACUGUCCAAUCUCUGAUGAGGGCUUAGAGGUCAUCUGCCAAAGUGUGAAGUAUUCCAAGAGCAUCAGGACGGUCGAUUUCACAGGAUGCAAUCUCACGUGGAGAGGGGCAGAGCAUAUGGCCAACAUCAUCAAGCACCAGGGAAUGCAGAGGCAUGGUACUGCAUGGGCAGAGUCUCUGAGGUAUCGAAAGCCACAGUUUGAGGGAAUGGGAGGUCUCCGCCGUGUCACCCUGAACUGUAACACAUUAAUCGGGGACCGGGGCGCCGCUGCUCUUGCACAUGAAAUGGCGGAGGACCUGUGGGUUAAAGCGUUGGACCUGCAGAGGUGCGGUCUGUCCAACGAAGGAGCUCGUCGUCUGCUGGAGGCCAUGAAAACUAAUACUGCUCUUUGUGUACUGGAUGUUCGGAGUAACCCUUUAAUUGACAAGGUCCUAAUCAAAACAAUUCUAGAGAAGGUUCUGAUGAAUGCUAACGGACAGUCAUCAGAGUACCACUGGAUCAAGCCUGCUGCCUCAGAAUCACAAAGAACUUCUGCACCAAAGAGGCGAGCUCUCCCUGGCACAGUCAAGGGAAAAACUGCUUUUAGGAUAGUCAUCUGGAGACAUGCCACUCGUAAAGGAACAGCCCCAGCAGGACGGAGCUCAGGUGAUGCUCAGACCCAGAAGCCCCAGUCCUGCUCCGGGUAUGUGCCCUGGCGUGCUGCUGCGCGAGCUGGACGCCAGAGAGGUAUGUCUCCGGGGGUCCGUGUGAUGGAUCAGAGCUUUCAGGGUGCAGCCACCGUGAAGGUUACCGUGGAGUCGGAUUCAGAGGGUCAGGAGGAAGAGGAAGACGACGAAGUCUCGGUGGAGGUGGAGCAGGGACCUCCCCCCUCCCUCGGCCCCCAGGAGGGGAUCACCGGGCGGAAGUUUGAACAUGUGCAGAUGGAGCUAAAAGAGUGUCGUCUGAGGCUGGCGGAGGAGCGCAGAGCCAGGCUGAAGGCUGAGUCACGACUCAUGGAGUACGAGUUGGAGAACGCCCGUCUUCGUGACAACAACCUCUCCCUGUCGGAGGCGCUCGCGGCCACCGCCUCUGCAUCCGCGCCGCCCGCUGUCAGCGCGCUCGAAGACGAAGCACUACUCGAGAGCAUUGAGAGCUCAUUUACUAAGUUCCAUGCUUUCCUGGAUCUCCUGAAGGAUGCUGGCCUCGGUCAGCUGGCUUCAAUGGCUGGAAUCGACAAGUCCGAUUUCCACCCUCCAGGUAGACCUCAGCUCUCUUCCACAGUGGGACCACAUUUGGACGGUGCGGCGUCGCUGACUGGCAGCGAGCAUCACAGUGUUCAGGGGAAGACUGCUGCGUCACCUUCAGUUGUCGGCGUCCCACCUGCUCUCCCAGGUGACACCGUCACUGCCGGACCCGCAUCCUCUGCCUGGGAGUUUUUGCGUGAAGACCGGCUUCCAUAUUCAGCCAUCACGCAGGCCUCUGCAGGCCGCGGUAUCGGUGGAGAAGAGGAACCCGAUAAAUAUUCACAGCUCGACAGCCAGCGCGACUCUGGUUCUGAGCGCAGCUUCCGUAGCCAGAAAUCCUUUAAUGUGAUUCCCUUCAGCAAAGCUUUUCCGACUGAGUGCAGCCGUCCCAAGAGCAGCCGCAGCAGCUCACACAGAAGCAACGGCUCCCACGGACGCAGCUACAACGGCAGCUACGCCCACGGUCAUUCCUCCCACAGCAGCGGGUCUCAUGGGGGGUUUUCCGUGAGAUCAAGUGCUAGCGACCUUACGAAUGACAAGGCGGGGUCGGGGAACAGGGGAAAGGGAAGGCUGGUGACGGUCGGUCAGGGAGAGACGCAAGGAAACGCCAACUCUGGGAGGGAGAUCAGCUCUCUGGGGGGGCAGUCGGAUGAUGAGUCUUUCUGACCCAUCGACCAGAGAAAUUGUUUUUGAAGUACAAAUUUAUUUUGAAAAUCUUUCGGACAAGAAGUCGUAGCAUUAAACGUCAUUUUAAAUAACGUUUUAAAUGUCCUACGGAUUGAGACAAAUGUGUCAAAAAAAUGUGAUGCUAUGUGUAUUUUUGUAGUAGAUUCCUGGAGAUUCCUUCAGUCGGAUCCUCCUUAUUUCAUGGUAGCUUUUUAUAGAAAAAAACUCUUUGGGGACUCCUUUUAUGUCUAACACAAUUUUUUUUUUUUGAUAAAUGUGUAAUAUGUCUGUCCCCUUCUACCUUUGCUCAAUGCCUUAAUAACUUUAUUUUAAAAGUUAUAAUAAACGUGUCAUGUAAUGCA